UUCGCACGUGCUGGAUCUGAACCGCUCGCAAAAAUCCAGAUGCAUCAUUCGAAGAUGAAUCCUAGGAUUAUGCGGAUGGGUCAUCGAAGAAUGAUUCUCCGUUUGAGUUUGUUGGUUUGAGGAGCAUGAAAAUCAAACAUACUCCUGUGAUGUUUCGUUGGAAUUCCGGGAGAAAUCAUACCUCAAAUCCAUGGAAAAUCCAUGGAGAUUUGAUUCCUUCCUGGAUCACGCCACCCCGGGGUGAUGUUGUCUUGCCUCAAUUUCGGGAAUCUAGGGAGUGUGUUGUGGAAAAAUGUAAGGUGGUGAUCAAGAAUAAUGAAAAAACUGAGGGGCUUUGGGGAAAAAAACCUGAAUCAGGUAUAUUGUGGACUGAACAGGCCGAAUCGGCUCAUUUAUCCUCUCCGCAAAACCCUAAAUCGCCUACUCACGGAUCUUCUCCUGCGUUCGCCCCAAAACCACAAAUCGAAAAAUUUGUUGGGCAUUUCUGGGGGAGAUCUCAGAGAUCUUAUGCUAGUGUGGUGAAAACUAAGAGAGCUCCGAUCGUUGCUGUGAAGAUGCAACCAAGGGGAGCUGGUCGGCGUGGAGCUGCGCGCGGUUAUGGUCGUGGUUCUGGUCGCGAUCAUGUCUGGAGGCGUAUCGAAGAUGGUGAUGUUCAGAAUCAAAGAGGUGGUCGCAGUAUUGAGGAGGUCAAUAUGGGAGAGGGGGGUGACACCUUGAAUCAAGGUAACCCGUCUCCCUGGGAAAGUCAAGCUGUCAGAUCUGAAGGAAAAAAUGAAGAUAGUUGGAAAAGAAAUCCCCAACCUAUGGGAGAAGAUGGUCCGAAAGAUUCGCAUAUGAAAAAAGAGGUAACUCGCAGUUUUAAUCUGGAUAGAUCUGGCUGUGCUUUUUGUCACUUCAAAAAUCAUCUUACUAAGGAUUGUCGACAUCGCUUUCCUUGUGACAUUUGUGGUUGUGAUGAUCAUAUUGUGUUUGAUUGCCAAAAAUGCUUGCCUUGGAAUUUUGGUUCGGAACUUUGUGCGACACAAGUUGAGGAUCAGAGUUUUUUCUAUAUUGAAGAAAAAGUGGAUACUAGGAUGAUUAAAGAAAAAUCCAGCACUGCUAUUAUCACUGUUGUUCAAGGGAAUGUUAGUGAAAAACAAAUUGAAUUGGAAUUCAUGAACAUGUUAGGCAAGAAUUUGUGGCGGUGGUCUGCUAGAUCUGUGGGAGACAAUAAGUUUGUUAUGAGAUUUCCAGAUCCUAAAAUGAUAGGGGAUCUUGGAUAUUUUAGACCUUUGGGCAUGAGAACAGCGAAAGCUCAGAUUACUAUUGAUCCUUGGACACCUGCUGUCAAUGCUAAAGGUUCCUUGCAAAAAGGAUGGUUCAGAAUCAGUGGCAUUCCUAUGGAACAAAGGUCUCUGGUGACAAUUGCUAAAGUUGGUGGGCUCGUGGGUAAGGUGAUUGAAAUUGAUGAAAGGACUAGACUUAGAAAUGAAUAUGUGAGAGCUAGAAUUGCUUGCAGGGAUGUCACGGCUGUUCCCGGUGUUGUGGAAAGCUCCCUUGGAUUGUUUUUAUAUGAUUUUUUCUUUGAAAGGGAAAUACACUCGGAAGAGGAUGAACAAUUUCUUGAGACUGGGAUUAGAGUUGAUGACUCUAACCAGAAAGCUGCAAAGAGAUCCAAGUAUGAGGGUAAAAUGCAGAAAGAUAAGAAAGUGGAUUAUGGGAAUAUGGAGGAUGGCAAUAUUAAACAGCAUGAUGAGUGUAGCAGAAAAUCUCAAAGUUAUACUUAUCAAAUGCAAGGGCUUGACAAGAAUGUAAGCAAAGAAAAAAAUGUUGGAACUGAAGAAGGUAAAACUGGUAAAUCUUAUUCCAGCUGUUCUGGUGAAGAGAAGAACAAAGUGCACAUAACUGAUAGUGAGGAGGAUGAUGACAGUGAUCUUCUGGGAGAAGAACUUAUGGCUAUGAAAAAUCGUGGAUCUGGAUCAAACAGUCUUACUAUGUGGAAUACUCAGUCUGACCCAGUUGACAACCUGAAUUCUAGGAAUAUAAAUCAUAUUAAAUCUUCUAAAUGCUCUGUCAUCCUUGAGGAACUUGAUACCAAUGAGAAAGGAGUUGAUAAUUCUGAAGAACUGUUUUCUGGUACUCAAGGCAGCUCGAUUGUGAAUGCUUCUCAAGAGGAAGGCGAUGAUCUUUCGGAUCAAAGAAAGAAAACUGAUGGCAUUAUUUAUCAUGAAGGUAAUCAGAAAGUUAUGCCUUCACCCAUCCCGGUGAGAAGGGUCAGUGAACGUCUUAAAAAGGAUAUGGGUAUUAAAAUUGAAGAGAAGAACAGAAGAAUGGCUGUGAAAAGGAAUCUGGAAGGUAACUCUUGUAUUCCCGAACCUAUUUUUUCAUGUUUAGCUUCUAAGGAAAUUAUUGAUAUUAGCAAGAAAAUGGGAGUUAAUAUAAAUGAGCAAAAUAUGGAAUCUAUUGAGUUACUCAAAGAAAUGGAAUUAGCUAGACAAUGUUUGGGUCAGAAAAAAAUUGAGAUUUUACAGAAAAAAAGAUGAGGAUAAUAUGGUUAAGCGAAAUGAUGAGUAUAUUGGGAGUCAAACCAAUGAAGAAUCUGAAACAGAUGACUUCAUUUUGGUUCAAUCCAGGAAGAAAAAAAGAGAAUACAGGAAAGGAAUUAAGAAAGGAUGCAAAGGCAAGGCACAAGAACAUCUUGGCCUCAAUAAAAAAAAUCAGAAACACUGGGAAAAUCCCAAAAAGUGUUGAUGAUAUUAACACAAAUAAAAACGGUUCAAAAUGAAAGGUCUCUUUUGGAAUUGUAGAGGCAUCAGGAAGAAAGGGGUUGCCCCCCUUAUGAGACACAUGAUUAGUCAAUAUAAAUUCCAGUUUAUUGGCCUUCAAGAAACUAUGAUCGAGGACUGUGAUGACUUUAUCACAAGAAAAUUAGAUCCCUCUGGUGAUUAUCUGUGGCUUUGGUCCCCUGCUAAAGGGAAAUCUGGAGGCAUUCUUGUGGGUUCUAGAAUUGAUGAUCUUGAUGUGGGAUCUUUUAAGAAGGGUAAUCACAUUCUCCAGGUGAAUUAUUGGGAUAAAGCAUUGCUGUGUAAAUGGAAUCUUAUGGUGAUUUAUGGUCCUGCUCAGGAGAAAUAUAAGAAUAUUUUUUUGAAAGAGCUUGAUGAGUUCUGUGAGAAUAGUAGAGAACCUUACAUCGUGGGAGGAGAUUUCAAUAUUAUUCGUUUCUCUUAUGAGAAGAAUAAAGAUCAAAUUUUACACAAGCACUCUGCUCCUUUUAACGAUUUGAUUUAUAAGCACAAUUUGGUGGAAAUUCAUAUGAUUUCUGGUGGAUUUACUUGGUCUAAUAACCAGGCAACACCCACUUUGGUUAAAUUGGAUAGGGUCCUAAUGAGUGGGAGUUGGGAAAAUAUCUUUCCUCUUGUUAAGGUUAAGAAACUUCCCAGAAAUAUCUCCGAUCAUAAUCCUCUUGUUGUUGAUUCUGGAAAUUUGAGUACAAAAAUGCAUUCCUCUUUUGUUUUUGAAAUUGGAUGGAUUAAUCAUCCAGAGUUUAAACAGAUCAUUGAAAGGAUUUGGAGUAAACCUUGCAGAGCUAAAAGUCCUUUGGAUAAGAUUCAACAAAAAAUGAAGCUGUGUAAACAGUACCUCAAAGGAUGGGAUUGGAAUCUCAAAGGUAUGAAAAAAAAGAGAAGGGAUCAGAUUGCCUCUGAGUUGAAAAAAUUAGAAGAAAUUGAAGAAUCUGACCUUUUGAACAGUAAUCAGAUUGAUUAUAGAUGUUCUCUUAUGACUGAAAUUUUGAUGAUGCUUGAUGAGGAAGAGCUAUUCUGGAAGCAGAGGGCUCAUGAAAAUUGGCUCCUUCAUGGUGAUGGAAAUAAUGAUUAUUUUCAUCGUAUUGCGAAUGGUCGUAGAAGGAAAAACAAUAUUAUUUUUUUUGAAGAUGGAGAUAGGAAAAUUUUUGGGGAUGAGAACAUUUUGCUUCAUGCAACAGAAUACUAUUCUGGUUUGUUUGGUCCUGCUCCUGGAAAUAUGUUCCAAAUUGAUAGGGAGGUUUGGGAUGGACUUGAACAGUUGAAUGAGUUAGACAAUGAUAUGCUUUGUGCUCAUUUCUCUGAGAAAGAGAUUAAAGAGGCUCUCUUUCAGAUGGAAAAAAAUAAAGCUGCUGGUCCUGACAGUAUUCCUGCUGAGUUUUAUCAGAGUUGUUGGGACAUUGUUAAAGGUGAUAUUGUUAGUCUUUUUCAGGACUUUCAUGCUGGGCAUUUGGAUGUUAGUAGACUUAAUUAUGGCAUCAUUACUCUGCUUCCUAAGACCAAAGAAGCUACCAAAAUUCAACAGUAUAGACCUAUCUGUCUUCUUAACUGCUUAUAUAAGUUGAUUACCAAGGUCUUGACCAUAAGAAUUGAACCUUAUGCUCAGAAGUUGAUUAGUGAACAUCAGACUGCAUUUAUCAAAGGGAGAAAUAUUAUGACUGGUGUUAUGAUUCUCCAUGAAAUCAUGCAUGAGACUAAAAAAAGGAAAGAAACUGGUAUUAUUUUGAAAUUGGACUUUGAGAAGGCUUAUGAUAAAGUCAAUUGGGAUUUUUUAUUCCUUAGCCUUCAACAUCGGGGCUUUGGCAAUAAAUGGAUGAUGUGGAUGCAUAUGGUUGUCGAGGGUGGCACUGUUAGUGUGAAAAUAAAUAAUCAAAUUGGUAAAUAUAUUAAGAGCUACAAAGGUGUGCGUCAGGGAGAUCCUCUCUCGCCUAUCCUCUUUAAUUUUGUGGCGGAUAGCCUCGCUAGAAUGAUGGACAAAGCUUGUGCUAAUGGGGUUUUGAAUGGUUUGGGUAGGCAUUUGAUCCCUAAUGGUGUGAUGUUGUUACAAUAUGCCGAUGACACUAUCAUUUGUAUGGAAAAUGAUUUGUCCAAAGCUAGAAAUUUGAAAAUGCUCUUGUACAUUUAUGAAAUGAUGGCAGGAUUAAAAAUCAAUUUUAUGAAAAGUGAAAUUUUUGUGAUCAAUGGGGAUGAUGAUAUUAAGAUGCAUUAUGUGAAUCUCUUUGAUUGCCAAUUGGGCUCUUUCCCCAUGAUGUAUCUUGGGGUCCCUGUUAGUCCUUCCCAUCUGAGAAUUGCAGAUUGGAUAAGGUUGGAAGAAAAAUUUGACAAGAGAUUGGAUAGCUGGAAGGGAAGCUCCCUUUCCAUUGCUGGGAGGAUCACUUUGAUUAAUGCUUGUUUAUCCAAUUCCCCCAUCUAUCAUAUGUCGAUGUAUCUCCUUCCUAGCACCACUAUCAAAAAACUGGAUAUUAAACGGAAAAAAUUUCUGUGGCAAGGUGGAGGAGAUAAAAAGAAAUAUCACCUUGUUAAAUGGGAUAGAGUCUGUGCAAACAGGAAGAAUGGUGGACUUGGUAUUAAAGAUUUGAGAGUCAUGAAUAUUUGCCUUAUGUGCAAAUGGUGGUGGAAACUUGAAUAUGAAAAUGGGAUCUGGCAAGAAAUUGUGAAAAAAAAGUAUAUUCACAGUGACAGUAUCAUGAAUGUUAGUCACAAAUCGUUUGAUUCUCAGGUGUGGCAUGAUCUGUUGAAUAUUAGAGAUCAUUAUGUAAUUGGAAGGAAAAUUAUCACUCGAUCUGGUGAUAAAACCAGAUUUUGGGAGGAUCCUUGGCUUAAUGAGAUUCCUCUAGCUGUGUCUGAACCAGAUUUAUAUGAAAUGUGUAAUGAUAAAUUUAUUCUGGUCCAGCUUGCUAGGGAAAGGAAUGCCCAACUUGACUUUCGUAGAUGGCUGAAUGAUGAUAUCAGAGGUAAUUGGGACAAAAUCAUGGAAAAAUUCCAGGAUUUUGAGUUUCAGGAGACAGAAGAUUAUGUCUCCUGGAAAUGGGGUAAAAAUAAAGAAUUUUCUGUGAAAUCUUUAUAUGAUAACAUUACUAGUAUUACCUAUGGUCCUUAUUUGAAACAUAUUUGGAAAGGAAAAAUACCUCCAAAAAUUAAGGUUUUCAUGUGGUUACUGGAAAAUAAUGUGCUGUUGACCAAAGAAAACAUGGUCAGGAGAAAUUGGAAGGGAAAUUCUUCCUGUGGUUUCUGUGAUGAGUUUGAAUCGACCACCCAUCUUUUUUUCAAUUGUCAUACAGCCAAAUGUGUGUGGGGAAUGGUUGCUAAAUGCUUUAAUUCCACUGUUGUUCCUGGAAAUUUGCAUCAAUGUUGGGUUUGGCUUGAUAAUAAUUUGGGUGAGGCCAAAGAAAUUAGCACUGUUGGUGCUGCUGCCAUCUGUUGGGCAAUUUGGAAAGUCAGGAAUAAUGUUUGCUUUCAAAACAUUGUGGUCAGCUCUCCUGUCGAAAUUGUGUGUCAUGCUUGUGCUUUGAUCUUUA
Zea mays is the source of this 6298-nucleotide messenger RNA. RefSeq lists its product as uncharacterized. The record is from RefSeq and is a predicted model, not a curated record. The transcript has 2 exons. The coding region runs from base 126 to 2522 and encodes 798 amino acids. Lineage: Eukaryota; Viridiplantae; Streptophyta; Magnoliopsida; Poales; Poaceae.